This is a messenger RNA of Gossypium raimondii (Peruvian cotton), 1674 nucleotides long. Its product is annotated as GABA transporter 1. Bases 127 to 1503 code for a protein of 458 amino acids. The transcript has 7 exons. The record is from RefSeq and is a predicted model, not a curated record. Lineage: Eukaryota; Viridiplantae; Streptophyta; Magnoliopsida; Malvales; Malvaceae. Gene Ontology annotation, cellular component: plasma membrane.
CCCAAGUAAAGGGUCACAUCCCAUGUUUCGUCCGUCACCAGCUUUGAUCCUUCCUUCAAUCUGUUAUUACAAUAAUAGCUUUUAGUAGUGGAUCCUUCAACCUUGAUACUCCAUUAGUAAAGACGAAUGGCAACUGCUGAUCCAAACUUUAUCCACUUAUCCUCACCUCAAAAGGAAAAUGGUGUCUCAGAGUCUCCAGGACAGCUUGAUGCAGGAGCUCUUUUCGUCCUCAAAUCACGAGGUUCUUGGUUGCACUCUGGGUAUCACUUGACCACCUCAAUUGUUGGCCCUGUUAUUUUUAGUUUCCCCUUUGCUCUGUCCUUACUAGGCUGGGCACCUGGACUUCUCAUCACAACUCUUCAAGCUCUCAUCACUUUUUACUCCUACAACCUUCUCUCCGUGAUAUUGGACCAUCAUGCUCAGCUUGGGAAGCGACAACUUCGUUUUAGGGACAUGGCCAGAGACAUUCUUGGACCUAGAUGGGGCAAAUACUUUGUUGGUCCACUUCAAAUUGCAAUAUGCUAUGGUGCUGUUAUUGCUUGUAUUCUUCUUGGAGGACAAAGUCUUAAAUUCAUUUACUUGCUUUACAAUCCAAGUGGGAAAAUGCAGCUGUACCAGUUUAUAACUAUCUUUGGAACCGUACCACUAUUCUUGGCACAGAUACCAUCCUUUCAUUCGCUAAGACAUAUCAACCUUGCCUCUCUACUCCUUGUUCUUGCUUACAGCGCAUGCGUCGUUGCUGGUUCGAUACACAUAGGUAAUUCCAGGAAUGCACCUAACAAGGACUAUUCAAUAAAGGGAUCAAAAGAAAACCGCAUUCUUGGUGCCAUCAAUGGUAUUUCAAUCAUCGCCACCACCUAUGGUUGUGGAAUUAUCCCAGAAAUACAGGCAACUAUAGCUCCCCCAGUGAAGGGGAAGAUGUUCAAAGGUUUAUGUGUGUGCUUUGGUGUGAUAGUUAGCACAUAUUUCAGUGUGGCAAUCUCUGGGUAUUGGGCAUUUGGCAAUCAAUCUCAACCAUCAAUUCUUUCAAAUUUUAUGGAUGAAAACAGGCCAUUGCUGCCCUCUUGGUUUCUAUUGCUCACCAACAUCUUCACUCUUAUGCAACUGGUUACAAUCACUGUGAUUUACUUGCAACCCACAAAUGAAGUAUUUGAAAAAUGGUUUGCAAACCCAAAGAUGGAUCAGUUCUCUGCACGUAACGUGAUGCCAAGAUUGGUUUUAAGAUCACUGUCAGUGAUAAUUGGCACUACAUUUGCUGCAAUGUUCCCUUUCUUUGGUGAUAUUAUGGCAUUGUUUGGAGCAUUUGGAGUUAUCCCUCUAGACUUUAUUUUGCCCAUGGUUCUAUAUAAUCUCACUUUCAAGCCAUCAAGACAGAGCAUCGUAUUCUGGGCAAACACAUUGAUAGCAGUAGCAUCAUCAGCAUUAGUGGCAAUGGGAGCUUUAGCUUCAGUUAGACAGAUAAUUCUUGAUGCCAAGACAUAUAAUUUGUUUGCUAACGUGUAACAAUAGUAGAUAAUAAACUAGCCACAUUACCUGCUACUACACCUUAUAUUGCUAAAAAACAAGAGGAUCAAUCUUGAAAUUCCAAAUGUAUUUUUGAUAUGAUGUGUAACGUGAUGCCAAGUCCUUGCUUCUUGGCUGCUAUUUAUGGUUAGUCCUAGUAUUUUGACCUUA